GAGGAAGAAAAAGCUCUCCAACCCUCCUCCAUUGCUGCAACUCGAGCUCAACCAAGAAGGGUCCAAGGAGUGGGAUUAAAGAAGGAAAAAGGCUAGGAAAAGUGUGUAAAAUUAAGGAACUUGUAAAGGGUGUUUCAAGUGAUUUCACAAAGUUGGAAAAGUCGCCGGAAUUGUCGCCGGAGUUGACCAAAAGUCGCCGGAGUUUCACCGGAGUUCAACCAAGAAGGGUAGAACUUCAUACGCUAGUUCAAGGUUGAAGCUAGGGCUUGCUACCUGCACCUUUUUACGGGUGACAUCAAAUCAAGGAAGACGUGAAAUGGAGGGCAGGCGAAUGCGGACCAGGAACAACCCGAGGGGGCAGGCGCCGGUAACAUCCCAAAGGGGAAGCCGGGCUGCAUCUCGGGGUUCAAGAGGAGGCCGUGGAGGCCGUGGAAGCCGUGGAGGUCAUCAAGCUCAAACUGUGAGUGAUGGCCAUGUAAGCUCGGUGUAUGAAACCAACACCGAGGACUAUGACUCAACCUACGUUCCGGAAACGGAGCAUGAGGAGACCCCGUAUGAUGGGGGUGACACAUACACCGAUGAUGACGACGAAGAGAGUGAUGCCAAGUUCGCUCAAAUGGGCGAGUUGCUUGAGUGGUAUCAAAAAGAAAAGCUGAGGAGAGACCUUAGGCGCCAAGCAAGGCGUGGCUCUCGUGGUGGUUCGGGUCAAGGGAGUCGGGGAGCUUCCGUGGCCACCCCAGCGGCGCCACAAGGUGGGCAUGAAGGAGGUUUUGUGGUAAGAAUCUCCAAAUACCUCAAGGAGGCUAGGGCCUUGGGGUGUAGGUCCUUUGACGGCACCGGCGACAUUACCGUUGCCGCCGAUUGGAUCAAGAAGGUGAAGGAUGCAUCGAGAGACAUGCAGAUUACUCCGGACGUGAAGCUAACUGUCGCUUCACGGCUACUUGAGGGGAUGGCUUCUACAUGGUGGGAAGGUGUAGAAGGGAAAUACCGUGGGGACAUCUCAUGGGAAAAUUUUGAGCAAGAAUUUUAUGCUCAGUACUACUCCGAUUUCGAGGUUAAUGUGAAAAGGAGGGAGUAUACCAACCUCAAACAGAAAGAGGGUUGCACAGUUAAGCAACUGGAGCAAGAGUUCAGGACCUUGGCUAGGUUCUUACCGGAGUAUGCGAUCAAUGAGGACCGCAUGACUGAGCACUUCUGGGAUGCCUUACUCUUGGACAUCCGAGACCGUGCCACGUAUUCCCGCCUCAUGACCUUUAGUGAGGUGGUAGAACAGGGCAUGCUUGGAGAGGCCCAGUGGAAUGAGAGGAAGGCAAGGGACGCCGAAGAGGCGAAGAAGAGGAAGUGGAAUAAUUCGGGGCCACCCGAUCAUUCUCGAAGGAACAACCACGGGGGUGGUGGUGGUGGCGGUGGUUCAUUCAAGGCGCCGGCUCCACCGGCGAAGAAGAAUAGGGAUGCGAGGUGGCACGGACCUAGGCCACAGAACUCGGGGCCACCUAGAUGUCCCAAUUGCUCAAAACAACACUUUGGGAAGUGCAAUGAACCACCGAGGUGUUUUAAGUGCGGGAAUGCGGGCCAUAUGAAGGCCAAUUGCCCUCAUUUGAUGCAAGAGAGUGCCUCGGGAGCUGGGGGAGGGACCAUGACGGGAAGAAACCGUGCGGGCCCGUCAAACGGCGGUACGGGAAGAGGCAACGCAUCCACAAGUCAUGCCGCGUCCGUAAACCAAGGCGGGACCCAAGCACGAGUCUACGCGAUGACCGAGGCGGAUGCGAGAGCAAACCCGGACUCCGUUGCAGGUAAUACGCGUAUUCCCAUGUAUUUCUAGGUUUACUUUGAUCAUAUACGUCGUUGGGAUUGAGUGCGGGCCACCCCGGGGUCGAACCGGGUGAGUUAGGCCGAAUCGGGCUGGAAACAGCCACUGCUGGCCAGGCACGCCCGCAGGCACGCCGUGCCUGGAAUCGUGCCUGGAAGGCAGUGGCACCCGAAGGAAGAAAAAAAAAAAAAAAAAAAAAAAAUUUGGCCAGGCACGGCCGCAGGCACGCCGUGCCUGGCGUCGUGCCUGGAAGUCAGUGGCGUCCGAAAAAUUUUUGGCCAGGCACGGCCGCAGGCACGCCGUGCCUGGCGUCGUGCCUGGAAGUCAGUGGCGUCCGAAGAAUUUUUGGCCAGGCACGGCCGCAGGCACGCCGUGCCUGGCGUCGUGCCUGGAAGUCAGUGGCGUCCGAAGAAAUUUUGGCCAGGCACGGCCGCAGGCACGCCGUGCCUGGCAUCGUGCCUGGCCGGCAGUGGCCAGCAGGGUGAGUUUGUUGCACGCACGGCCGUGCCUGCCACCCAGGCACGCCGUGCGUGGACCCCCAACACCCGAAAGUUGAUUUUUUGCCCCGUUCUUCUACGUUUGGACCCCCGUUUGGUUCCAAACAUUUGUAUAAACCUAAUAACAUCCUAAUGACGUGUAAAAACAUUAGAAAAUGUAUCUUACAUGGUGUAUAAAUGUAGGAACAUUAAAGAUCAAUGGUAGAUGUGCGAGGAUCCUCAUCGAUACCGGGGCACAACGCUCAUUUGUGAGUGAGGCGUUCGCUGAGGGCUUUGACGUGCCAUUGACACCUAUGACUCAAACGUUGCUAGUCUCCACACCGUUAGGAGACGACGUGGAGAGAAAUCAUUACUAUCCGUCGUGUGAGGUAGAAGUGACGGGUCAACCUUUGACUUGUGAUUUCGUACCUCUAAGCAUGUUGGAGUUCGAUGCAAUCCUAGGGAUGGAUUGGCUCGAGAAACACCAUGCCCGGGUAGAUUGCUACACCAAGGUGUUGGAGCUCGAGGAUGAUCAAGGGAACACGCUAUGUUUCGAGGGAGAUCGGGGGAAAUCUAAUGCUUGUAUCAUAUCCGUGAUGAGAGCACGAAAGAUGAUGAGGAAGGGAUGUCACGCAUACCUUGCUUAUGUGGUAGAUGAUACGAAGAAAGAAGUCGACAUCAAGGAUGUACGGGUCGUGUGCAAGUACCCGGAUGUCUUUCCCAAAGACCUACCGGGGCUUCCACCCGAUAGAGAGAUUGAAUUUGUAAUUGAAGUGGAGCCGGGAACCAAACCCAUUUCGAUUCCUCCUUAUCGAAUGGCACCGGCCGAACUUCAAGAGUUGAAGGUCCAACUACAAGAAUUAUUGGACAACGGAUUCAUCAGACCCAGUCAUUC
Messenger RNA from Cuscuta epithymum, 3181 nucleotides. NCBI's taxonomy places the organism in Eukaryota, Viridiplantae, Streptophyta, Magnoliopsida, Solanales, Convolvulaceae. The record is from the annotation of a GenBank genome assembly.